Messenger RNA from Cynara cardunculus var. scolymus (artichoke), 1142 nucleotides. RefSeq lists its product as uncharacterized. Lineage: Eukaryota; Viridiplantae; Streptophyta; Magnoliopsida; Asterales; Asteraceae. The transcript is spliced from 3 exons. The coding region runs from base 1 to 996 and encodes 331 amino acids. The record is from RefSeq and is a predicted model, not a curated record.
AUGAGGUCAAUUGAGGAUAAGGGUUGUUUGAAUCAUGUGUCAAUUCAGGAGACUUCUGGUGGUGGUGCGAACCGUGGCUGUUCGCAGCACCACCACCGGACGGCUCUCGGCAAACCGACACCGUCGAAAUGGGACGAUGCCCAGAAAUGGUUAGUCAAGUUAUCUAGAGGUGGAGAAAAGACCCACUGGAAUACCGAGCCACGAAACUCGAAUGCGGACGAUAGGAGAUUGAUAGCAUCGGCUUCUCAGAAAGAACACCCGAGUAGCGAAGAGGAUUGUCGGGAUGGAAGUAUGGUGAAUUAUGGCGGAAUCGAAACGAAGAAAGUGGAUUGUGACGAUUCGGCGUGGAGAUCUAGUGAUCAUUCUGGUUCGAUUGUUAGAUCGAUUUGCGUUAGGGAUAUGGGAACCGAAAUGACCCCAAUGGCUAGCCAUGAGCCAUCAAGAACGGCUACACCGGUUAGAGCCACAACCCCUGCUGCACGUAGUCCUAUUGCCUCCGGUUCCUCAACUCCGGUUAGACCGUGCCCGAAUGGUGGACACACCGUUGAUGCUGGUGGAACCACGAGAUUCGGUCGAGAACGGGUGGAACUUAAUGGUGAAAACGUGCCGGAAAACAAAACGUUAGAUCAAGAUGUUAAGUUAAACCCGCUUGAAACCCGAGCGGUGGCUUGGGAUGAUGCGGAACGCGCAAAAUACAUGGCAAGGUACAAGCGUGAAGAAGUGAAGAUACAAGCAUGGGAGAAUCACGAAAAGAGGAAAGCCGAAAUGGAAAUGAAAAGAAUGGAGGUGAAGGCGGAAAGAUUGAAAUCUCGAGCACAAGAGAAGUAUACGAACAAACUUGCGUCGACUCGGAGGAUAGCGGAAGAAAAACGAGCGAAAGCCGAGGUGAAUUUGAAUGAACAGGCUGGGAAAACGUCUGAACGAGCAGAUUACAUAAGAAGAACAGGGCAUUUGCCUUCUUCUUUCUCCAUUAAGCUGCCUUCUUGUUGCUGGUAGCACUACCAUUUUCCAUUAAGUCCUGUACGGAUAAAACGUUAUGUAUUAGUAAUUCAGUAUUUGUAGUUGUAACAAUUACUUCGUUAUAGUUGUAACCAAUUUGUAGUUUCCUUUAUAAUUCGAUAUUUCUGAACUACUUUUUGCUU